This is a messenger RNA of Labeo rohita (rohu), 5144 nucleotides long. It is a transcript of the gene rfx3, whose product is annotated as regulatory factor X, 3 (influences HLA class II expression). The record is from RefSeq and is a predicted model, not a curated record. Gene Ontology annotation, biological process: regulation of transcription by RNA polymerase II. Gene Ontology annotation, molecular function: RNA polymerase II cis-regulatory region sequence-specific DNA binding; DNA-binding transcription factor activity, RNA polymerase II-specific. The coding region runs from base 165 to 2459 and encodes 764 amino acids. Gene Ontology annotation, cellular component: nucleus. The transcript has 17 exons. Lineage: Eukaryota; Metazoa; Chordata; Actinopteri; Cypriniformes; Cyprinidae.
GAGCUUUAUAGCAACCGUUGCCCUGAGCUGCAGCGCCAUAGUCACCGUAGUCCUGGCGACUGUAACCCACCAACAAUAACAACAACAACCUCCUCCUCUCCGCUCCAUCCUUACCACCACCUUCCUACCAUCCUCAUCCUCAUCCACACACUAGUCCAGGCGCCAUGCAGACCCCAGAGGCAGGCGCUGACUCCACGUCCAACGUGCCCCUCCAGACCAGCGUGCCUGUGCAGCCUGCGGUCAGUGCCCAGCAGGUGGCGUCUCAGGUGCCCGUCCAGCAACAGGCGCAGACUGUUCAACAGGUCCAGCAUGUGUAUCAAGCACAGGUGCAGUACGUUCAGGAGGAAAACAACGGCGUUUACACCAAUGGAACCAUACGGACGUAUUCGUACUCAGAACCGCAACUGUACAACCAGAACAGCGGCGGGAACUACUUCGAUACGCAGGGCAGCUCGGCUCAGGUGAGCACGGUGGUCACCACUCACAGCAUGGCCAACAACGGCAACGGGAACGGCGCUUUGGCCAUGGGGCUGUCGGGAGGCCAGAUCAUCAGCAGCUCGGGAGCGUAUCUGAUUGGAGGAAACUCCAUGGACGGCUCCGCCCCUCACAGCGCGGCUCAGACCACCAGAGCCUCCCCCGCAACGAUUGAAAUGGCGAUUGAGACGCUCCAAAAGUCUGAAGGUUUAUCCAGUCAGAGAAGUUCGCUGCUCAACAGCCAUCUACAAUGGUUACUGGAUAAUUACGAGACGGCGGAGGGAGUGAGUCUGCCCCGUUCCACCCUCUACAAUCACUACCUGCGCCACUGUCAGGAGCAGAAACUGGACCCUGUUAAUGCUGCGUCUUUCGGGAAGCUCAUCCGCUCCAUCUUCAUGGGGCUGCGCACCCGCCGCUUGGGUACCCGAGGGAACUCUAAAUAUCACUAUUAUGGGAUUCGUGUGAAGCCAGACUCUCCUCUGAACCGGUUGCAGGAGGACAUGCAGUACAUGGCGUUGAGACAGCAGCCCGUCCAACAGAAGCAGAGAUUCAAGCCAGUGCAGAAGAUGGACGGCGUUUCAGGCGAGAACUUCUCCACCGGUGGGCAGCACACGCCCAAUCCUGCAGAGCAGACAUUCAUCGCUCAAAGCCAGCAUCAUCAGCAGUUCCUGGAUGGUUCCAGGGCUCUGCCGGAGUUUGUUGAACUUGACCUCGGAGAGGCUGUGGAAGGCGUCGGAUCAGAGGACGUCAAAGCCCUUCAGACGCUGUACAGAGAGCACUGCGAGGCCAUUUUGGACGUAGUGGUGAACCUUCAGUUCAAUCUUAUUGAGAACUUGUGGCAGACUUUCUGGCGCUAUUCUCCCUCCAGCUCCGUAGAGGGCGUCACCAUCACAGAAAACAGCGGUAUGAGCGAGAUCGAGGGCCGCCUGCCGCGGACCAGACUGAUUCUGCUCUGCCGAAAUGAGGCGGUGCUGAAGUGGAUGAACACCUGUGAUCACCUGAUGUAUCAGGCCCUCGUGGAGAUCCUCAUCCCUGAUGUUCUGAGACCCAUUCCUAGUGCCUUGACUCAAGCCAUCCGUAAUUUUGCCAAAAGCCUUGAGGGCUGGCUCACCAACGCCAUGAGCAGCAUUCCCCAGAGGAUGAUCCAGACCAAGGUUUCCACUGUUAGUGCCUUUGCUCAGACCCUCCGCAGAUACACGUCUCUGAAUCAUCUGGCGCAGGCGGCCCGUGCGGUCCUGCAGAACACCUCCCAAAUCAACCAGAUGCUCAGCGAUCUCAACCGUGUUGACUUUGCCAAUGUGCAGGAGCAGGCCUCGUGGGUGUGCCAGUGCGAAGAGGGCGUAGUUCAGCGUCUUGAGCAGGAUUUCAAGGCCACCCUCCAACAGCAGAGCUCCUUGGAACAGUGGGCCGCUUGGCUGGACAACGUGGUCACUCAAAUACUCAAGCCGUACGAGGAUAAGCCCACCCUCCCCAAAGCCGCACGCCAGUUCCUGCUCAAGUGGUCCUUCUACAGCUCUAUGGUCAUCAGAGAUUUGACCCUUCGCAGCGCUGCAAGUUUCGGCUCUUUCCACUUGAUCCGGCUGCUGUACGACGAGUACAUGUUCUACCUGGUGGAACACCGUGUCGCGCAAGCGACGGGAGAGACGCCCAUCGGAGUUAUGGGAGAGUUUCAGGACCUGAAUACCAUGUCACCUGCCAACAUCGACAAAGAUGAGGUGAGCGAGAUGGACAGCGAUUUGGACGAGGAGAUGGAGGAGUCCGACGAGCCUCUCGCCAAGCGCGAGAAAGCGGAGACGGAGGUCAUCCAGGUGCUGCAGGUGGGAGCCAUGGAGGACGGCAGCAGCGCGGUGGUGGGCGUCGUUCAACCCAGCAUGCUCAGCUCUUUGCCCCCGACCGCCGGCAAUCACACCGAGCACAUCCUCAGCUCCGGAACCAGCACCAUCCGCCACUGCGGCAGCGUGGGAAACACGUACGCCUCGGUCUGAACGGGCGUCCGUCGCGCUCUCAUCCCGUCCAUUCUUAUCCUUAGCGAAAAUGGAUCUCUGCAAAGCUCCCAUGAACACACGUGCUGAUUGUAAAGUCUAAAGCCCUGAUGUGAAUAAAAAACGUUUGUCGGAUGACCCAGAACUCAAAUCCAAGCCACUGGUUCCACCAGGAACGUACCAUUUGCCUAGUCGAUAUUUAUCACUUCUCUAUUACUGUACCGGUCAUUGUUUACAGUUUCGUUUAGAACGCGUAAUUGGCCAAACGUCGCUUGCUGUUUGGUUAGGGAGUGGAAAGUCUCGCUGUAUAACCGUGCUGCUAUAAUCAAAGCAGGCUAGACCGUACUUGUACCGAGCGUAAUGAGCUUGCCUUUUCACCUUCUGUACUUUGCAGUCCGAGUGUUUGUAGAUUCUAGUCGUUCGGUAGCCUUUUCUUUUGGUCGUUGUACAUAUGCUGCAUGUGCGAACUGUGUCGUGGGUCUUGGAGUUUUUCUUUUUACCGACUGGACCAAAAACACAAGAGCGAGAGACGACGGGCUGUCAUCACGGGCCAUUUCGACGCUUCGUCGCCUCUCGCGCCUGUGCGAUGUUGCGGAGCGAAUGUCAGGGAUUUUAUGUACCUCGGGUUCAUCUUAGUGCCUUAACCCAAACAACAGCUUUUCAUCUCGUCUGAACCGGUGAAGCCGUCGUGUUCGUGCUGAAAACCACACCGCCGGAGAAUAUUCAUAGCGUCGCGGAGACAUCUGCCACCCGAUUUAUCACGGUGGACACGUGGCUGGAUUUGUGAUCUGACACAGGGUGUGUCGCUCAGUUAUUGCACCCUUUUCAAUUUGAGGUUCGUUCCUUCGCCUGUUGAGUCGGGUGAACUUAUGUGUGCGAUUUGGCCGAGGUGUUGUCGUCGUCGUGUCACCCUACCUCACGCCGGCUUUGCCGGUUUUAGACACGAGUCCUGACGGGAUCGUGUCUUUUAUUUACCGACCCACGUUCUCAUUUUACUUUAAUUUGAAUUCACAUCGGCUGCCCUCCACAUUACAAUUCGUGGACCAAACGUUAAUAAACAUUACGAUGAUGAAGAGUGGGUCUCAUUUCAGACCUUUGAUUUUAUUUAUGUUUCUUAAUCUGCAUGUAUAGAUGACAGAGUUUCAUUUGGUACUAGAUCUAGGUUGUUCGUUUAGUUGAAGUACUGUGAAAUGGCGAUCACAGCAUCUGUUAGGAAAGUGUACUUGACCUGUCAAUUGCUGUACUUUUGUGGAAAACACUGGAAAAUGUAGUUUGGAAACUGGAAAGCGUUAUUUUCUUCACUACUGAUGAUGAGUGUGUUUUACGUACGUUUUAUGCAUCUUUUUGUACUCCGAAUUACUUUUAACGAACGUUUAAAGAGAUUCCGUCUGACGUUUCCCGAUAAUCGUUGAUUUAUAUUUACGUGUGCAAUCUGUGAAAGUCACCUUUUUUUGAGCGUGCCGGUUGCUAAAGAUUUUCUACCGCUGAAGAGUUACGUAAUUGAUUUGCGUUUCCGUUGGGUUUCUGUCUUCGUGCCUGGACUAGGGACAGCUCUUCGCUAUUGGAUAGUUCGGUAGACGUGUUGAUCGUGUGCGAUGACACUACUCGAAGUGCUUUUGGUCUUGCAUGCCUUUUCUCGUGCUGCUAGAAUAUCAUGAGUUGGCUUCUCCGUGGCUUUCGGACGCCGUGCCAGAAAGUAUAGAACAGUCGGAACCACAUGCCUGUUUCUACUCGAACUUUGCCAAAAUGCGCUUCACACUUUUGACCUUUGAUUUGGAAAGUCUCUGUUGUGUUUUUAGUUUUCUUUUCUGACCAAGACACUAAGAUUGAAUGGAAAUCCUCGACGGACGUUUGGAUAUCAAUGCAAGCUUUUCCAGGAAAAGAAACUUGCCCUUCUUCUGAUAUCAACAUAUCAACCCCUGAGGAGCGUGAAGGCAGCUUCACUGACUAGAGACUUCAGUGCCUUUGAUUUCACUAAGACCUCCAGAACCAGUACAAGCCAACGGAUGGACGGACGGACGUCUCCCAAAAACGCCACACUCACCUUUGACACAUAUGCACAUCCCAGUUUCAAGGCACCCAAACUGACUCGACUGCUGAUGAUGACAUGAACAGAACUAUAUUGGGAUUUCCCCAAUACGAGCACUGCACUAUCAUUGUCAUCUUGAGGUUUUUUCGUUUUGGUUUCGGUUUCGGUUUCUUUCUAUGGUACUGUAGAGUGACACGCUUGGUUUCUGUCGUCUUAUUUCGGGGGGCUUAUUUUAAGUGCCAUUUGACUGUUUACGUAGUGAGUCGUGGCCUGCUGUAGCGCGUUCAAAUGCAAGCACAAGCAUCGUGGUACUCUGAGAAAAACCCUCAGAACAGAAGUCCUAGAUGUAAAUAUUGAGAUAAAAUGGAAGGAUAUUUAUUUACAGUCCCUUACUUUAAGCAGUUUAAUGACAGAUAUGUUUGAAAAGUGUAAAUUGUGAUAUUUUUUUGUUUUUCCCCCUUCGCGCUCUCUCUCUCUUUAUCGUUUUGGAUGAUGUACCUUACAUAUACAGUACAUAUGUAUUUUUUUUCCUUUUUUUGUGUGUUGUUCCGAUUUACCUCUUAGUAAAUUAUAUCCUCUGAAAAUUGGUAAAAGCUUACUAAUAAGUGUAGAGUGAUUUGUAUUGUGUAUUUUACAUGAAGGAUAACAAAACUGGGGAA